CACCCCAAACACACAACCGAAACACAGAACCACAACAGUCAGUGUCCAAAUAUUUUAAGUUAUAUUGAAACUAAAGCAUUCUCUUCAUGAAGGCAAGAUUUCCACAUUAUUUUAUUUAUUGUGUGAUCCCUGAUGUUUCAGCUGGCUCCAUGAAUGUUUAAGCAGUAUAUAACACAUACCAGUGUAUCAAUACCUGUAAGAUAUUUUUCCUCUCCGAGUCUGCUCUGAUGUUUCUGUAAGUCAUAAAGAAUAGCAUCCACUAUUAUAACCGAGAAAGUGUUAAACCAGCAGUUUAUCUGGAAUUUUUAGGCAUUAACUAGGCAUUAACAGCUUCAUUUUACAGACAGACUAUUUGUAAAAAUGUCAAAAUCUUUCUAUCCACUUAUAGAACACCACACAAAAAACCAAAACAAAAUAACACAAAAAAAUAAACAACAAAAAAAAGCAUAACACUAGCAAGUUCCAAACACUUUUCAACAGUAUAUAUAUUCCUCUGAAGGUGUCUUCCUUUCCCGAAACAAGAAAAUAUGUUGAAAUACUGUAUCCUUAAUAGUUAAAGAUAUGGUUAAGAGAGCCGAAUCUUUAUCCAUAUUCAAAGCUCAGCCAUGAAAUUGUGUUACUUCCUUGUCUUUGAAAUCAAUUUACGACAAAAAUACUCUAGCUGCUCACUCGGUUUCUGUCCUAAUCCGAAGAAAACCCCCCAAAGAGUAAGCCUGCAGUACGGGGGAGACUUUUUAUCUACGCGUUUUAUUUUAAUUUAGAAGGAAAAACAAAAGUUUGCCGUUCCCGGGGUCUCUCUGGCUUCACAACGCGGGGUUAAAAACAGCUUUUCUCGGCCAUCUGUGGUCCAAACAGCAAGAAACUUGCCCGAAUGAAAGUCCACCGUCUUCUCUUCACUCUCCGAAGAAACCGGGGUGAUUUUACGGCGCCCGUUUUACGAAAAAUAUGAAUUUAUAACUCCGAAGAAACACAGACUCGGAGGAGGAAAAGCUCUUCCUGGCUAACAGUUAGGCGGGCUCUGCAAAGCACCAAUCACAGAUCACCGCUUCGCUAUAAAUUCAGGCAUCGGGGUUACUGUAGCCCAAUUACUUUCUUUUGAUUAGGAAGAAGUCUCUGCAGCGAUGUCGGAGACCGCUCCCGCCGCCGCUCCCGCUGUCGCGGCCCCCGCCGCCAAGGCCGCCGCCAAGAAGCCGAAGAAGGCGGCGAGCGGCUCCAAAGCCCGCAAGCCCGCGGGGCCCAGCGUCACCGAGCUCAUCACCAAGGCCGUGUCCGCCUCCAAGGAGCGCAAGGGGCUCUCCCUCGCCGCGCUCAAGAAGGCGCUGGCCGCCGGCGGCUACGAUGUGGAGAAGAACAACAGCCGCAUCAAGCUGGGGCUCAAGAGCCUCGUCAGCAAGGGCACCCUGGUGCAGACCAAGGGCACCGGCGCCUCCGGCUCCUUCCGCCUCAGCAAGAAACCCGGGGAAGUGAAGGAAAAAGCCCCUAAGAAGAGAACGGCUGCUGCCAAGCCCAAGAAGCCGGCGGCUAAGAAGCCCGCCAGCGCUGCCAAGAAGCCCAAGAAGGCGGCGGCGGUGAAGAAGAGCCCCAAGAAAGCCAAGAAGCCGGCGGCUGCAGCUGCCAAGAAAGCAGCGAAAAGCCCUAAGAAGGCGACAAAGGCUGCCAAGCCCAAAAAAGCGGCGGCAGCAGCGAAGAGCCCGGCUAAGGCGAAGGCGGUGAAGCCCAAAGCAGCCAAGCCCAAGGCGGCCAAGCCGAAAGCAGCCAAGGCAAAGAAGGCAGCUCCCAAGAAAUGAAGUGUUGAAGUGGAAAUACUUUUAAACCCAACGGCUCUUUUAAGAGCCACCCACUAUUGUCCCCAAAAGGGCUGAUACACUCCGGCACUGAGGUCGGUGCCUGCAGCAGAGCCAACUAUUCGCCACUAUCUGUGUGGGACGUUCGUCUGUGGAGUGGAUGGGACGCUAAACUUCCGGCCGUGGUUUUACACUAGGACUUGGAAAAAUAAAAGUUUACAUUCCC
Messenger RNA from Poecile atricapillus (Black-capped chickadee), 2010 nucleotides. RefSeq names its product histone H1.10. Lineage: Eukaryota; Metazoa; Chordata; Aves; Passeriformes; Paridae. Gene Ontology annotation, biological process: nucleosome assembly. The coding region runs from base 1122 to 1787 and encodes 221 amino acids. The transcript has a single exon. Gene Ontology annotation, molecular function: DNA binding; structural constituent of chromatin. Gene Ontology annotation, cellular component: nucleosome. The record is from RefSeq and is a predicted model, not a curated record.